Molecule: messenger RNA, 2539 nt
Organism: Prunus avium (sweet cherry)
Lineage: Eukaryota; Viridiplantae; Streptophyta; Magnoliopsida; Rosales; Rosaceae
Product: disease resistance RPP13-like protein 4
Source: RefSeq, a predicted model, not a curated record
UGGCUGCAAAAAUAGUAUUUAGGGAUAGAUUGACGGCGUCCUCGUAGUUCGUGCGUUUGCCCCCUUAAUAUUUGUUGAAAUUCUGUUUGGGUGUUGUUCCAGAAGGAAACCUCACACAGGUAGUCGCAGCCAGCCCCCCAAGAGAAAGAAGAGCUAGCCAAGGACUUCGAUUGCAAUUUGAAGAACAUCAAGGACUCGAUAGCUAAGGCUAAUUGAAAUGGAUGGCUUGUGAUUAGGGUUGGUCCUGCCUCCCUCCUGAGCUUAGAAUUAUACAGUGAAAGCUCCUGAACUCAAGUAAAUGUUCACUAAUUGAGUUCCAUUUCUUGGGAUUUUUUUGUUGAAGCAUGGCUACAAAUUCCGAAGAAAUCUUGCCCCUUGAGAGAAUCAGAGGAACCAUCAUUCCCUCUCUCCUUGACCAUCUCUCCAAGGCCAAACUCUCCCUCUCUAACAGCCAAAGGGAUUAUGAGAUCAACAUGGCCACCCAAAUCGAAAAGUUCUGGAAAGACCUCAUUUACAUCAGGCAGGCAUUCACCGGGCUCAAGAAUUUAGAAGAAAGCGCUAGCGCUCUUUUCAAGAUUCUCCUACAACCACAGCACAGCCUCCACCAACUCUUGGAUCAGCCCACUCAAUUCCACAUCCAUGACUCACGAGUGAAGCAAUUUCAAUCCAAGCUUCGGGUCCUGAGUGAGAUAAUCAUCAAACUAAAACUCCUAAUUCCGUCCCCGCACAAAAUGGUGUUGAACAAGGCUAAUCCUUUGUCAUUGACUGGUGUUGUGUUCGAUCCCAACAAAGUACUUGAUCAAUUGUCUGACUUACAUUUCAGUAAGGUUUUUGGAGAUAGCCCCACUUUUAAAGAUUUUCGGGUUGUAUAUAACAGUCUUCAUGUUACUACAAAGCUCUGCUUGUUGUGUUUCGCCGUGUUUCCAGAAAAUGAGGUUAUAAAGAAGAGGCUUUUGGUACAUUGGUGGAUUGGAGAAGGGUUCCUGAACCCUCCUGUUGAUAGCAAAGAGACGAUCGUGGAAACUGCAUAUGGUGUAUUUGAAGAGUUAACAAAGAAGGGCUGCAUUGAACCUGUUUACAAGAAACGGAGAUCAGUUGUGCAUAGUUUUAAAAUGCACCCUCUUAUUCGUUCCGCAGUGAUUGUGAUUGCCAAAGAAGUGAGAUUCUUUGAUUUUGAUAGUAAAGGAAAUCCCACUGCCAACUUUUCAUGGUCUCACCGGGCUUGCUUGAUGAAUGGGUCUUCUCAUCUGACAUUGGCAAACAGACCCGAUUUGGAUCCAGAGAAGCUGCAGACUAUAUUCAAUGUGAAUGAGGCUUAUCCAGAUUUUUCCAAAGUUGACUGGUCUAGGUUAAGGAAUGUGAAGGUUCUUUAUCUUGGAAGGUGGCACAGCAGAGCUAAUCAUCACAUUGAAGUAGAUGACAUUGAAUUCUUUAAAGGGAUGAGGUAUAUGAGACAUUUGAUUUUCUUCAGCCUACGAGGGAUAUCUAGGAUUAUGGAGCUUCCUGAUUCACUAUGCAAGCUUUCUAGUCUCAGGAUCUUGGAUCUUAGUGCAUGCCACAAUUUAGAAACACUUCCAGAGAAAAUAGGCUCGCUUAAGAUGCUCACUCAUUUGGAUAUGUCUGAGUGUUACUUGCUGGAGCACAUGCCUAAGGGGAUUGCCUUGCUCUCAGAACUCCAAGUUCUUAAAGGAUUCAUAAUCUGUGAUCAUAAGAAUGAUAGUUCAUGUACUCUUCAUGAUUUGUCAGCUUUGAAGAAGUUGAGGAAAUUGACAAUCAACACCAGCAGGAAGGAUUUUCCCAGAGAAGAAGAGCUAAUUGGUUUCCAACAGUUUGGAUCGCUUCGAAAGCUAACAAUAGCAUGGGGAGGGUUAUACCUCCCCCCAGCCAUCCAGCCAGCAACAUAAAACACUUUGAAGAGUAGGGGAGGUAACCAAACACAAGACAAUGCUGCACCAGGGCCAGCAACACCAACUGGCAUAAGAAACCAUAUCCGUAAAAUCCCUUCAAGAUUACCAACCUUCAAGCGAAUGACUAGAACUACUACCAUGAAUCAGGAACAUUUUAAGGAACUAGAGAAGCUGGAUCUGCAGUGCUACCCUCAGAUGACAGCACCCAGUUGGUUGAUGCCUGGAAAGCUUAAGAGUCUGAAGAAACUCUACGUUAGAGGAGGACAGCUCCAAAGUCUAGGUCAAGUUCACGAGAAUGACAAGUGGACAAUUAGGAUAUUACGUCUGAAGUUCUUGAGUGAAUUAAAGAUGGAUUGGAAUGAACUCCAGGUGUCAUUUCCAGACUUGAUAUAUUUGGAGAAAUUUAGAUGCCCUAAGCUCACUUUCUUCCCAUGCGAUGCGAGUGGCCUAUGGCUGAAGCCCCUGAACUUGAACAAUGGAAUCAGCACAGGUGGAACUCUUGUUAUACAUCAAGGCCAUGUUUGGUGGGCCGGCUACUGGAUUGGACUUCAUAAUUUGGACUGGACCAGACUUUAAGUAUGUUGUUUGGUGCUAUACUUACUUUGUACUGGACGGAAAACAUAAUAAUUUUA